Neurospora tetraspora is the source of this 1742-nucleotide messenger RNA. RefSeq lists its product as uncharacterized. The record is from RefSeq and is a predicted model, not a curated record. The transcript is spliced from 3 exons. Bases 475 to 1362 code for a protein of 295 amino acids. NCBI's taxonomy places the organism in Eukaryota, Fungi, Ascomycota, Sordariomycetes, Sordariales, Sordariaceae.
CAGUUUUGCUUGACGUCAAUCCCGAAUCCUAACGGACUGGCAAUGUCUCACAUCGAAUGGAGCCAGGAGCCAUGCGAGUAUACCAUGUUUCGUAUCACCGCAACGCGUGCCAGCGGAAAAAAAGGGUUGCUCAAAUCACUUUGACACCAAGAAGGGCCGUUGGAAUGGCUUACGCUUCAAAUCCAUCACUCAAACUCGUUCCUUGAACGGCAACCUGAGCUUGAAGUCUCGGUAUCGAGAGUUCACUUGUGGAUCAAAACGUUAUUUAAAAGAUGAGUACGCCCUUAAAGGAAAACCCCAGCCUAUUCUAUGGGCAGGGCUGGCAUGUAACAUCGGCGACCAGCAUCUUCAGUUGUACGACCGUUACAAGCGCAUACGGAGUACAACGUACACGGCCGAACAAAGUUUACGAACAAUAUCACUGCAGCAUGGCCAGCUAAACCUGCCACUUAUUGGCAUUCUCAUAUUCCGUAUAUGUCAACAGACCAACAUCAGCACACGCUGAGGUUCAUACACUGUUCGAUACUUCAAACAUCAUUUGCUGAUCUGGUGGCUGCAGUGAGGAUCGUAAAAUACAUCCAAUCGCUUUGCCCUUUCCUACCACGAGGAACAACGGCCCGAGACUAUGACUUCACAUACCACUUGAAAAUGAGUCGAAAUGUCGGUGUGAUUGAUUCGGAUUCCAUAGAAGAAGUCUUCAAGGUCAGGCUGGUAGGAUUUCUAUCCUCCUCAUCAUGGAAAAUCUCCGAAGGAGCACAAACGCAUUGGUUUCGAAGUACACACCAAAAACCCAGUCAACCUACAGCAACAGAAAGAAGGAAGUGUCUCGGGACAAGACGAUUCGGUGUGAAAUUUCAAAUAACACACACCUCAGUCACAACGGGCAUUCUUGCUCACGUUUCUCGUUACGAAAAGCACGUUCUCAGCCCAUCAACGGUCCUCAUAGUCGCCACAGGACUCUCUGAUCCACAUUCCUUACCAAGCAUACACUCAUCGAUCACAAAAUGCAGGGUCUUAAUCAACCCCCGCAACCAUUUCCCCAUGUCACAAACCAGACUCGUUGAUUCAGACCCUUGUUUUCGUUCCCCGAUGUCCUUAUUUGAGGAUGACUUCCUUCAUCACCACGUGUUCCAGCCCUCAACCCGAGGAAACUCUAGCAGCUCUUUGCGGAGGGGGAUUGCAUGUGCUCUAAUCAUGACAGCUGACCUAAUGCGGCAUCUCAAGGGCCUCAAGUCACCAAAGUGGAAUGGUAAUUUACCACAAACAACAACCCCCACGCGAGAACCCUAUCGCUCGACGAGGAUCAGCUUCAUCACAGCCAUGACCACGAAGAGCUAUCCAAGUCAAGUUAAAAACAUCUGACUGAGCAUAGCAGGCUUGUUGGUAGGUAAGGCAAGGUACACUACUUUCUCUCCGGAACUCUUUAUGCAAACUUGCCAAACCCAUCCCUUAUUGCAUCCACCCGCUGCCACUCUCGCCAUUACAAUACAAACCUACCUUCCAGCAAAGGACUGAAGGCCGAGAGGGAAGCCCGGAGGCCGGAAGUCAAUCACAGACAGACAGGAUUUGAUGUUGAAACCGGUAGUCUGCCAUGGUAAACUUCAUCCAAACUCUCCAAGUCUGAACCGCGAUAACAUCACCAAAACAAUGGUUGAAAUCGUAUUUUUUACUCGAGCUAUUUCGAAAUCGAAUGGGCUCUAUCCCUGUCUGCUUGCAUGAGACUCUCUUUCAAAUUUCUAUGU